Mercenaria mercenaria is the source of this 2009-nucleotide messenger RNA. RefSeq names its product metallo-beta-lactamase domain-containing protein 1-like. NCBI's taxonomy places the organism in Eukaryota, Metazoa, Mollusca, Bivalvia, Venerida, Veneridae. The transcript is spliced from 6 exons. The record is from RefSeq and is a predicted model, not a curated record. The coding region runs from base 113 to 820 and encodes 235 amino acids.
AAUACUCUUCAGAUUUGGAGUAGAUUCUAGAACAUUUUCCAGACAGUAUUUAGUUAUACUUUCGUUUUUGAUCAAGUUACAUUAAUUUAGACACUUAUACAGAUAACCUGCCAUGUAUGAGGUACAUGUGUUAAAAGAAGGUUACAAUAUCAAGCAAGGUCCAGGCAAGCAGAAAUCAUGUGGAUCCAUUACCUUGUUGAAGGGACCGAGGAAUAUCAUUGUAGACACUGGUAAUCCCUGGGAUAAAGAACUCAUACUUGAAGCACUGAGAGGGUUUAGCCUAGAGCCCAAUGAUGUUCACUAUGUAGUGUGUACUACCGCACACAGUGAUAAAGUGGGCAACCUGAAUCUGUUUGGUAGAGCCGUAGGAAUUAUGGCGGGUGAAGUGAGCCAGCAUCAACAUUACUUCCGACAUGGCUUUACUGAGGGGAUACCAUAUGAAAUAGAUGAUGAUAUAGAGGUUGUAGCCACACCCGGUCAUACUGGAUCAGAUGUGAGCGUAAUAGUGAAAAACACAAAACAGGGAACUGUGGCUGUCACUGGUGAUUUAUUUGAGCGUUCAGAAGACCUUGAGGAUUUUACAUUGUGGCAGGAAAACAGUGAGUACCCUGAAAUACAGCAACAAAAUCGUUUGGAAGUUUUGCGAUUUGCUGACUGGAUUGUGCCCGGGCACGGUCCCAUGUUUCAAGUCCCUCAAGAAUAUAAAUCACAGCUUAGAAUGGUGAUGUUUAAUGAAUUUAAAUCUACCACAACAGACAGUGCAGAUGGCCAUGUUGAGUCCUUCUCUGAGUCAACUUACACUGUAAUAGAGCAGGACUGAGAUAGUUGUAUUUUGAAAUGAACUAUACGGUUAAUGCAGCGGAAUACAGAAAGACUUUGAGUUGGACAUUGGUUAUAGCUGAAAAAACAUCUAACUGUGGGCAUGCUGAUAUUACACAUUUUCUCACAUAAUACUAUACGCUGCUCUAUCAGAUUUAACUUUUACUUGCUAGCUGCUUGAAAAGAAAAUACUUACAAGCAUUUUGUGUAUUAUAGUUAUAGACUGUUUGCUUGAACAUUCAAUUUUUAGUUCAGCUAGCACAAAGCACAUCAAUCAAAGUAAAGAGCAAAAGUUUAACAUUAUUAGAAAGCAGUUUGCCUUAUGAUAUUUCUACUACAUUGUAUUUUUAUUAUCAAAUCCAAUUAAGAGUUUUUUUUUCUUUUCUACAUGAACACCAAUUAUUCUAUAGGAAAAGUUUCAAACAAUAGUGUCAUUAUAAGAUAUAUACACAUUAGUAUUCCUUAAGACAGCAUUUGAAAUUGUAAAGAAACCGUGAUGUAUUAUGUUAAUAAUUCACGUACAGGUUUUGUGUAUUUAUAUUCCUUGUAGUGCUAAAUUCAUGCACUUCCGAGCUCUAAAUGUUAGAAUUCUACAAAUUUAAGUACUUAUAUGGUAGAACUUGUAUUUCUUGUCUCCAAUUAACUAUCAGAAUUUGGUAUAAGUGGUGGCUAGAGGACAUGCUUACUGUUUUAAUUUGUAGAACGGUGGUAGUCCAAAUUUGUUGAAGUUCUCUCUAGAGAAAUGGUUCUGCUUCUGUAGAUCAGCUGUCUCUAGAACUGGUAUAGUUUCUUCAGAGUGAUUUCAGAGAACUUUAACAGCAACUACCUGAAGUAUCAUAACACUCAAUUUUGAUAAAAUAUCUUUUUAGCUGUCAUUGAUUGUUUUGUGAUAUGUCUACCGGUGUCGUACCAUGUUAUAUUUCAAGGACCACAAUGGAAAUGAAGAUUUUUUCCCCCUAUUUUGUGCCAUCCUUGUGAAUGACAUGGUUGUAUCAUUAUGUUCUUGCUUUUUUUAUUGUUUGUAUUUUAAUAUGUUGCUAUGAAGUUGUACUUUUUAUGUAGAAAAGCAAUCUAUCAAUCAGGUAAUCUCUCAAGCAGUCACUCAGUCAUUCAAUCAAUCAACUGAUUCAACGGUUUUAAAAAUUUCAGUAAUAUCAUUAUUCAGCAGUAAAGCUGGAUUUAUGGGCAAU